Molecule: messenger RNA, 1660 nt
Organism: Musa acuminata subsp. malaccensis (wild Malaysian banana)
Lineage: Eukaryota; Viridiplantae; Streptophyta; Magnoliopsida; Zingiberales; Musaceae
Product: zinc finger protein MAGPIE
Cellular component (GO): nucleus
Molecular function (GO): DNA-binding transcription factor activity
Source: RefSeq, a predicted model, not a curated record
GCACCCUUCCUUUGGGCUAGCAAGAAGGAAGAAGAGAAGAAUGGCAGGAGAAGCAAUCUCAGGUACCAAUCCUCCUCCUGCGAAGAAGAAGAGAAGCCUGCCAGGAACACCAGAUCCUGAAGCAGAAGUGAUUGCCUUGUCACCAAAGACACUGUUGGCCACCAACCGGUUUCUGUGCGAGAUAUGCGGCAAAGGGUUCCAGAGGGAUCAAAACUUGCAGCUCCACCGCCGCGGUCACAACCUCCCAUGGAAGCUGAGGCAGAGAACGAGCAAGGAGCCAAGGAAGAGGGUGUACGUGUGCCCGGAGAAGAGCUGCGUGCACCACCAUCCGUCGAGGGCGCUCGGCGACCUCACCGGCAUCAAGAAGCACUUCUGCCGCAAGCACGGCGAGAAGAAGUGGAAGUGCGACAAAUGCUCCAAACGCUACGCGGUGCAGUCCGACUGCAAAGCCCACUCCAAGACCUGCGGCACCAGGGAGUACCGCUGCGAUUGUGGAACCGUUUUCUCGAGGAGGGACAGCUUCAUAACCCACAGGGCCUUCUGCGAUGCCUUAGCGGAAGAGUCAGCGAGAGUCGCAGCAUCAAACAUGAGCAGAUUAACAUCCAUCUGCAAUGGCAACUUCAGCUUUACGAGAGAUUUGAUGAGAUCAAACAUAGCACACGACUUCUCUGGCGCCAUUUCGAACACUACGAUGACCGAGAGUGAAAUGGUCGGGCAUGCAAGACGUGAGCUUUCUCUCUGGAUGGGUGGAGGAGAUCGUACAGAGAACUUAAGCAAACGCAACGAUCUCUUGAAUCCUCAUCAAACCAAGCCUCUCAGCACCGACGACCUCUAUGGAAAUCCAUUUGCAUCCCAAUAUCCCGACCAGUUAAGCUCGAUAUACUCAGAUGAGCUAACUAGCGUUGCACUUCCUACGAGCAGCAUGAAGGAAACUGAAAGCCCACACUCCCUUCUUCUCAAAGUUCCAUCUCGCUACAGCACUCAGCAUCAGAACCAGCACCAGCAAAUGGCGAUGGCGCCGGACGUGUCUGCAACUGCGCUACUGCAGAAAGCUGCACUCAUCGGUGUUAAUGCCUCCUGCGCAACGCCAUUAAGUAGCUUUGAGACGAAGAGCCGCGAGAGUAACUUCCGAUAUCUCAGUAACAGCAGUUUGCUCGACAUGAACCAUCCAAGUUUGGCCACUCUUUCAGGAAACACCAUGGACAACUCAACCCUGCCGAAUCCACUCACAACGGUGUAUUCCACAAGACACCUUAUGAUUCAGAAGGGUGAUGAGCGAGGGGGAGAAACAAGAGACUUCUUGGGCGUUGAUGCGCCAACAAUUUGUGCAUCAUCAUGGAAUGGGUGGGUAUGAGUGAUUAGCAACUGCUUUAAUGUGAGAGGCAAGCAGUGUGCUCAGGCGGCUGAGAGCUUCAUGAAACUGGUGUAACCUUGCAUACUCAUGUAGACCACUAAAAGCAAUAUGUAGGUUAAGGUAGUGCCUUCGUUUUCCGGGAAAGAGAAGAGGCAGAAUGAUGGGGGAGGCAAAGUGUAGUCUCCUUCCAUCCCUGUGAUUGCUUUUGCUUCCAACUGUGUGCCAGCUCAAAGUAGCUUUUUCCAGAGAAAAAAGCUGGAUCUUUUGUUCUACCACAAACAUGUAUGAAUCAUGGUUUUUGGUGCC